Molecule: messenger RNA, 3646 nt
Organism: Anopheles coustani
Lineage: Eukaryota; Metazoa; Arthropoda; Insecta; Diptera; Culicidae
Gene: Bcat
Product: branched-chain-amino-acid aminotransferase, cytosolic
Exons: 8
Coding region: 385-1713 (442 amino acids)
Biological process (GO): L-valine biosynthetic process; L-leucine biosynthetic process
Cellular component (GO): mitochondrion
Molecular function (GO): branched-chain-amino-acid:2-oxoglutarate transaminase activity
Source: RefSeq, a predicted model, not a curated record
GGCAAGAAAUUAGCGGCAUUGCACAGGGAAAAAGCAAAGAAACACACACACACACACGGAGCUCAACACAAAACGGCAAACGUUUCCAACUAGCAGCAAGCAAACACAGGCGAGCGUAUCAACCGAAGGACAUCCACCGACAAAAAAAAAACGCUAGCGAUCCUUGCUGUGCGCGUGUGUGUUUCCCGUUUUUGUUAUUGUUUUAUCUCCGAGCGAUAUAAAAGGCCAGAGACACACGCCGGAAGCCGGAAGCUUUGGUACAGAUAAAUAAAAUUAAACGUACCAAAGUACGCAGGACACGCGGUACGAGCAACUGGCGGUAGCAGCCGAGUGCCCUUCACACAUCACAUCAACAAAGAGUGCAAGUAAUCAACAACAGCAAUAAUGGUCCUGCGGAGCAAGAACCUGGUCCGGUACGUGUUCCAGAACCAGCACAAGCUCAUCCAACAGCUGCUCGUCCAGAGCCAGGUCCGGCUGUGCAGCGGCCAUGGCGGCAUGCAGCAGCAGGCCCAGCUGCGGGUGGACGAGGAGGACAGCUUCCCGAAGCUGGCUGAGGUGGCCCCGAUCGCUGCCCCGUUCCCGAUGACGCUCGAGCAUGCGGCCGACGUGGGCGAACAGUUUAAGUAUUCCGACCUGAGCGUCCGCUUGGCAGCUCCCCACCAGCUAAAUCCGAAGCCCGAUGUGGACGACCUGGCGUUCGGCAAGUACUUCACGGAUCAUAUGCUGCGCGUCCCGUACCACCGGCGGCUCGGAGGCUGGCAGAAGCCGGAGAUCACGCCGAUGGAGAACCUGAACCUGCACCCGGCAGCCAAGGUGUUCCAUUAUGCGAUUGAGCUGUUCGAGGGUAUGAAGGCGUACCGCGGGUACGACGGCAAGAUUCGUCUCUUCCGCCCGGAUAUGAACAUGGCGCGCAUGAACGUCACCGCCUACCGGUCCGGCCUGCCGACGUUCGAGGGCGAGGAGCUGAUCAAGGCGAUGGCUCGCCUGGUGAUGAUCGACUCCGAGUGGGUUCCGCACACCGAAUCCGCCAGUCUCUACAUCCGCCCGACCCUGAUCGGCAUCGAGCCCACGCUCGGUGUUGCGUCAUCGGACUCGGCACUGCUGUACACCAUCCUGUCGCCAGUCGGCCCAUACUUCAAGCCCGGUGCCAGCGGCCUGAAGCUGUACGCCGAGCCGAAGUACACGCGCGCCUGGCCCGGCGGUGUCGGUGACCGCAAGGUUGGCUCCAACUAUGGCCCCACCAUCCACGUGCAGCGCGAGGCCCUGCGCAAUGGCUGCCACCAGGUGCUGUGGCUGUACGGUGACGACCAUCAGCUGACCGAGGUCGGCGUGAUGAACAUCUUCAUGCUGUACAUGAAUGAGAACGGAGAGCGUGUACUAGUGACGCCUCCGCUGGACGGUCUCAUCCUGCCCGGAAUCACGCGUGAUUCCAUCAUUCGCCUCUGCCACCAGUGGGGCGAGUUUACCAUCAAGGAGCAAAAGUUCACGAUGCCGCUGGUGAAGAAGCUGGCCAAGGAAGGACGGCUACUGGAAAUGUUCGGUGCAGGCACGGCGGCCGUCAUCAGCCCAAUCGAACACAUCGCGUACAUGGGCGAGGAGAUCUUUGUGCCGACUGAAUCGCACGACAACCCGCUGUACCGGCGGCUAUACAACACCCUCACCGACAUCCAGUACGGCAAGCUGGACCACCCUUGGGCCUACGUCAUAGACUGAAGUGGGCCGAUGGGCCGCUCUAGUUCGUCUCGCUGGAUCCCUCGCACCAACACCACUCCCUCCAUUUAUCCCUUCCCCCCACUGUUACUUCCGGGCGCCACUCCGGCCGGUUGGAACCAAUCACUGACACUGAGUAUACCCAAUCCAGUGCGAGACAAGUAGUCACUCUGUCCUAGGCCAGCUGCCUAGCGAGGUAAGCCCUCCUAGAGCACAGCUUUUGAAGCAUUCCAACCGUUGCGAACCAGCGCCACCUCGAUGUGUCGAUAUUAGUUUACGAUGUAUAAUCACUCGAAAAAGAUUCUCUCAAGUUAAGUAGGACGCAAGGGUUCUACCAGGUUUAUCUUCUCUCCACCCAAACACACUUCCCCCCCCCCCCCCCCCCCCCCCAUCUUGCCUCUGCCCCCCCGGUGUCGGCUCGCUUCGUCUGGUUCGGGGCAGUUCAUUUAAUCUUUUGCUUAGCUAAGUCUCCCCGCCCCAAAACAUGCGCUGCUAUCUUAAUUGCGAAAGACAUUGCGAAAUUACUUGUGAUACCGUGUUGCAAUUUCAAAACAGCUACAAACGAAGGAGAGAGGGUGUGCGUUAGUAGCAAGUAGUCUAUCGAGCUGCUGUCCGCCCCGGUGUGUCCUUGCACCCAGUGCAGAUUAAUUGGAAAAUACAACGCAGCGGAUGUCAAUCAAACCAUAAUUUUCUUUUUUGGAAAAAGUAAUCUACGUGGUAGCACUAGCAAUUUUAUUCUACACGCGUGACUGCGUGUGAGGAACAGGAAUGUUGAGGGAACACAUUGAAAAGGCAGAGCGACGGAGCGAGCGAGAAACAGACAGCAAGAAGGAUGAAUCGUUUCCAGAACAUGGAUGUUUUUGGGUAACUUUUCCCUUUUAGCUGCUUGUCGGAAUGUGCAUUUACUAGAAUUUUAAGGUAGGGCUUUACUUCAAAGUGUAUUUAUAAGUAAGCGAAUGUAGGCACCUAGCUGGUGGAGUCGAGACAAAUACUAUGCACAGGGGGUUCGUAAGCGGCUACCAAGCAGCUCGCGGAACGCACACUUGUGCUGUACUGUGGUUUUUUCCCCGCCAGCGUGUAGCCUGUUGUGGCGUUCGAUCUAGGAUUGGAAAAAUGUUUCACGACCGUCCGUUGGCUUUUCGAUUGAAACUUGGCUUUUGCUUCUGGCAGGUGUAGAAUCAAUUCUACUGAAAUGAUGUGACGGAGGGUUAGAAGAGAAGCUAAGAUUAAACAGAUGCUAGCGAAGGAAAGACAAACCCAUCCAUCCCGAGGGAGGAUGGGGGGAGGCGUUGAUAGUAGGACCCCAGCCCACCAUUUCAAUCCCUUAGAGCAGGUGGCUUUUCAAGCACGAUCGCGAUGAUGGCCACCGGCCAAAACCCUUCCACGGGGCAGCACGAGCGCCACCGCGACUCGCGAUAUGGUUUUCUCUUGUGAUAGGGCCUUCCGUAGAUAUUCUUUUUUUUUGUGCGUACUUUAAGAUUAUUUUAUUUUAUUUUUUUUUGUUUUGUACACACUUAGGUAUUUAAUAAACCUAUUUUAUUUUUUUCCUUGUUUAGAAAAACAAAACAAUUUGUCGUACAAAUGAAAACAGAAAGUGCAUUUCCCCCGAUAUAUCUAUAUACGUGGCCCCUUUUUUUGUACAUAUAGAGAGAAAAGGGGCCCCCCCCCUAGCUUGUGGGAGAGUCGGCUUUGCGUGAUCCCCGCUACGGAGCGCUCCGAUUGGAACUGUCCCCCGUGGCGCCGCAGCGACGGCACGAAAGUUUCGACAGGAGUCGAAGUCUAGCUCGGCAGCACGGCAGUCCCUCUUUCCCGGGCAUAAGAAUAUUCCCAAGUUUUAAGUCUAACGCGUAACGGAAGUGUCAUACAUUGCAAAAUUGUAAACCCGUUGUAGUGUUUUAGUACAAGUACAUCAAACAAUAAACUAUUGAAAGAGUUC